CGCUGCCGGUGCCGGCCCCGUGGCGGAGCCGGGGUCCCUCCAUGCCGCCAUGGCCCCCCGCGCCCCCCGCGCCCCCCGCGCCCUGGCCCUGCUGCUGGCGAUCGGCGCCCUCGCAUCCGCGUGGUCUCCCCAAAACUCCAGCGAUGGCGAGGGGAGAGCCUGGGAGGGCUCGUUGGAGAGCAGCCCCCCGAAAUGGGACCUGGCGAGCGGAGACCCGCCGGGGGCACCCAGCAACAGCACCGGCGCCGGGGGGGCGGCGGCAGGACCCCAGCUGGAGCCCCCCGGGGGGGACACGGCCACCACGGAGCCGUCGGCCACGCCCGAGGGGUGCCCGGGGUGCGGCGGGGAGGGCGAGGCCAGCGCCGUGCCCCCCCGAGCCGUGACCCGGCCCGGGGACGGGGGCACGGCGCCGGCGGCCCCGGGCGGCCCCGAGGAGCCGGGGAGCGGUGAUCGGCCCACGGCGGCCGGCCCGGGGGGCUUCGGGGGGCUCCCGGCCGCCCCGCCCGGCGCCCCCGGCCCCCGGCUCGCCGCCGACUCCGCCCAAUCCCACCCGCCGCCGGCUGCCGGGACCCCCGCGCCGGGCGAGCCCGGCCCCGCGCCCGCAGCCGGGGGGGACUCGGGGGGUCUCCCGGAGCUCCGGGCCGCCUCCUCCAGCCCGGCCCCGGCGCAGGGGGCCCGCGGCUGGACCGACCUGACGUGGCUGCGGGAGCCCGUCACCGCCGCCACGGGCCCGGCCGAGCCCCCGGCCGAGCGCACGGGCUCGGAGAUCAUCGACGUCGACUACUACGACCUGUUCGAGGGGGGCGAGGGACUGGGGGGCUUCCCCGGGGGCGGCCGGGGCGCGGCCGGCUCGGCGCGGCGGCGGGAGCCCGAGGGGGCGGCCACGCCCUGGGCCCUCCACGAGCUCUACGACGACUUCACGCCCUUCGACGACGCGGAUUUCUACCCCACCACCUCCUUCUACGCCGACGGGGACGACGAGGACGAGCUGGACGACGAGGAGGAAGAGGAGGAGGAGGAAGACGGCGGGCUGGAGGACGAGAACGGCUACCGGCCGCCCGCCUCGGCCCCGCCGGAGCCCCGGCCCACCGGGCACCGCGCCGCCGCCGCCCCGCCGCCGCCGCCCGGGCUGUCCGGGGGCGGCCCCACGGCCUGGCCGCGGCCCGGGGAGCGGGGCCCGCCCGACAACGGCUCCGAGUGCCGGAGCGGCUACGUGCGGCACAACAGCUCCUGCCGCUCCCUCUGCGACCUCGUCCCCAGCUACUGCCACAACGGCGGCCAGUGCUACCUGGUGGAGAGCCACGGCGCCUUCUGCAGGUGCAACACGCAGGACUACACGUGGCACAAGGGCACGCGCUGCGAGUCCAUCGUCACCGACUUCCAGGUGAUGUGCGUGGCCGUGGGCUCGGCCGCGCUCGUGGUGCUGCUGCUCUUCAUGCUCACCGUGUUCUUCGCCAAGAAGCUCUACCUGCUCAAGACGGAGAACAGCAAACUGCGCAAGACCAAAUACCGCACCCCGUCCGAGCUGCACAACGACAACUUCUCCCUCUCCACCAUCGCCGAGGGCUCCCACCCAAACGACGAUGCCAGCGCUCCCCACAAGCUGCAGGACUCGCUGAAAUCCUGCCUGAAGGACGAGGAGCCCUUCAACAUCCACAACUCGACGUCGCCCAAGCACGAGGGCGGCAAAGGGGAGCAGGACGUGGGGGAGCUGAACUGCCUCCAGAACAACCUGACGUGAGCGGCGGGCUCCUCCCGCACCCACCGCCGCCUCCCCCCGCCGCCGUCCCUCCCUCUCCCGCUCCGUGGCAUGCUUUGGUGUGUUUUGUACAGAGGAAAACAAACAAACAAAAAAGUAAUCCCAGUCAUGAUUCGGCCGUGUCGUGGGGGUGUUUGGUUCGUGCUCCGUGUUUCUCGCUUGGGUUCGUUCCGCGCUGUGAUUUCUAAACCUUCGCCGUUCCGCAACUGACUUUUUUUGUACUUUCGCCCCACUUUUUUUGAAAUACAGGUAAAAACAACAAAAAAGGAGGAAAAGAACAAAAGAAAAAG
Molecule: messenger RNA, 2049 nt
Organism: Hirundo rustica (Barn swallow)
Lineage: Eukaryota; Metazoa; Chordata; Aves; Passeriformes; Hirundinidae
Gene: CSPG5
Product: chondroitin sulfate proteoglycan 5
Exons: 5
Coding region: 50-1741 (563 amino acids)
Biological process (GO): nervous system development
Source: RefSeq, a predicted model, not a curated record